UACCAGUUUAGCUACGUUCAUAAAUACAUCUACUUGAUGAGCUAUGUUCCAAAAAAUCACAAAUAGUCUGAAAUUUAAAUAAUAUUUCAGCAGUGCUAGAUAUGUUCAGUUUAAGAAUGAUAUUUUGUGGUCUACUACUUAAUAUUGCGAACGCAAUUGAAGGAACAAUCAGUUCAGAUAAUCGGUCCAUCAUGCGACGCGUUUCGGAACCACUUUCCUAUAAUGUAUUUUUAGAUAUCAGCAGUGAAAAGUUUGAUUUCUAUAAAGGAAACGCCGAAAUUGAAAUGCGCUAUUUGGAUACGAUGAACUCUUUUUAUCUGAACAACAAAGGAGUGUCCAUUGACCGGAAUAGCGUUAAAAUAACAAAACCGAACGGCGAAAGCUUACCUCUGGGGAACUUGAUCGGAAUGGACCAAUUUGAACAACUGUACUUCGGGUUUGCGGAGAAACUCCAACAGAAUGAAACAUACAAAAUAUACAUGGAGUUCUCAAACACUAUAGGAACAGAUCGGAAAGGAUUGUACAGGAGUUAUUACAGCGUUGGACAAUCAAAACGUCAUAUCGCAGUAACUCAUUUCAAACCAUCAUAUGCCCGUAUGGUUUUCCCAUGCUAUGAUGAACCAUCCUAUAAAGCACUCUUCAAUAUCUCGAUUCGUCAUCGUUCCGAAUUCCACGCCUUAUCGAACAUGCCAACUAGAGAAAUUACAAUAGAAGAUGGAAAUUUUACAGUUACACGAUUCGAAACUACACCCUUAAUGCCCACAUACACCUUAGCUUUCGUAGUAUCUGAUUAUAGUGGCACCACAUCUGAUGAGGACACCCGUAUCAAAGUAUUCGUUCCAGAACACCAAAUACAAUACACGCCGUACGUCCUAAAUUUUGCCGCUAAAUCACUUAAAUGUCUGGAAAAUUUCCUCGAACAACCGUUCCACCUGUCAAAGGUUGACAUUGUCGCAAUUCCCGAAGCCAACACUGCUGCAAUGGAAGGCUGGGGUUUAAUAACAGCUUGGUCUGAUUUGCUGUUGUACAACGCAGAAACAACAACCGCGCGUACUAAACAGAGAAUUGCCAACCUUAUCAGUCACCAGUUCGUGCAUUCGUGGUUCGGAAAUGCAGUGACCCCAGAAUGGUGGACGUAUCUUUGGAUGAGUGAAGGUUUUUCCCGGUAUUUUGGAUAUUUUGUAACGGACCAGAUUGAAGACACUUGGCAGCUUUGGGACCAAUUUGUGGUGAACAAUGUCCACUGGGCACUUUCUCAAGACGAUAAGAGCAACACCAGAGCAAUGAAUCACAAUCCCACUGGAUCUGCUGUGCUGGAAGACUUGUUUGACUACGUGGUCUACGAAAAAAGUGCAUCAGUUAUAAGAAUGAUGCAACAUGUGUUUGGCCUCGACACAUUGAAAGCGUCUCUGAUUGAAUUCAUCGCAAAUAGUGGUUAUCAAAUCACUAAGCCAGAACAUCUAUACCGAUAUAUUGAAAAGCACAAUAAGGUCAACCUGCCAGGGACCGUCGAGGAAAUUUUUAGCAGCUGGACCAAUAAUCCAGGAUACCCAUUAGUUACCGUAAUUCAAGAUGGGACUCAUAUAACUUUUUCCCAGAAACGUUUCUGGACACCUGUGGAAGGUGAAAAAUAUCCAAACAACGUCACAUAUUUCGUACCUCUUACCUACACAUUCUCUUCAGAACUAAAAUCCAAUUCUUCCCAACAAAAUGAUUGGUUAACGCCAAACUUGACUGAAAUAGUAAAAGAAGUGGCCGAUGUUGAUAGCUGGAUUCUUGUUAACAUACAACAAGUUGGCUAUUACAGGGUGAACUAUGACAAUGGUAACUGGGCAGCAUUGUCUGCCGUACUAAAUUCAGAUGAAAUGAACAUUAUUCCUGUGAUAAAUCGUGCUCAAUUAAUAGAUGAUGUUACCAGUUUGGCUAGAGCAGGAGAAACUGAUUACAAAAUCGCACUCUCACUAAUGAACUAUUUGAAACAAGAGCUUGAAUACAUUCCAUGGAGUACAGCGUACAAUGCGGUUAUGUUCCUUGAUAGAAUGUUCUCUGGCAAUGAACAAUAUUCUUCGUUUGAAAAUUUUAUCCGAACACUAACAGAACGUGUUUAUGGAAAAAAUCGUAUGGCUGAUUCCAACGAUCAUGUCAGUCGGCUUCAUCGAGAAAACAUUUCAUACCUUAGUUGUUUUUUUGGCCUGAAAGAUUGUGUAGACGACGCAAAACAGUUAGCGGAUCGAAUGCUAACCGAUGAAUCAUACGUGCCACAUGCAGAACUACAAGCGGCCAUCUUCUGUAGUAUAAGUAAAUAUGCGCCGUCAAAACAGGAUAAUUUACUUCAGAUCAUAUACGAGCGCUAUCUCUCUAUGAGUGAAACUGAUGAUGCCCUCAUAGACCGAUACAUUGCUGGAAUGAGCUGCACUACAGACGUUGCCACGAUUAACUCUCUUCUGAAAGUGUCUGUAAAUUAUUCGCAAGAUUCUAAUCUGACAAACCAUGAAAAAAAUCAGAUAUUAAUUGGAUUAGUAAGAAGUUCCCACAACGGUUUACGGGAAGGCUUAAAUUUUCUGUUAGAAUACUAUGCAGAUGUAUCCUAUAUGAAUGCACCGCUUGAAGAAAUAUUCGGAGAGUUCGGAAAUAGAGUCAAUACCAAUGAAACAUACGAACUGCUAAAACAGGUGGUGGAAAAAUAUCAAAAUAUAUUCUCCGACUCCAUAGCCGCGUCCGCUAAUCAAUCCUUGGUCAAUAGUGCUAAAAACAUCGCUUGGGUGGCAAAGUAUGCUAAGGAAAUAAGUAACUGGCUUGUAGCAAACGACUACACACCAACUUCCACAACACCAAAUCCCCCGACAUCCACAGGAACAUCUUCGAUCGCGAUAAACUUUGUAGGAAUAGUUUUAUUCGUCUGUUUAAUGCAUUUGUCAUAAUAAACUAAGCACCCCUUCAAAUCUGGCAACCAUUCUUUUUUUCCUUCUUCUUGUUCCUUAAUGGCACUAACUAGAGGAACUUCGCCGUCUCAACGAAGUAUUAUUUGCGUCAUUUCUAUUUGUACUUAGUAGAGAUUUAUAUGCCAAGUAUUUAACACGCCUUGAAUGCAUUCUGAGUGACAAGCUCUAGAAUACACGAGAAUUUGAAAAGCGAUAACGACUAUAAUAGGUUUUCAGGUGGAGUGAACACAUUUCUAAAAUAAAAAUUAUGGAUGAAAAUUAACUUCUAACCGCAUCAGAUUAGUAUCCUAUGUAAAUGAAACUCUCUUUUACUCCAAGUGGUACGAAAAAUGUUAUACGGAAAUUGUAUCUGAUAACGAUUAUAUUAAGCUGUCAAAAAAGU
Messenger RNA from Toxorhynchites rutilus septentrionalis, 3324 nucleotides. RefSeq names its product aminopeptidase N-like. Lineage: Eukaryota; Metazoa; Arthropoda; Insecta; Diptera; Culicidae. Gene Ontology annotation, cellular component: cytoplasm. The record is from RefSeq and is a predicted model, not a curated record. The transcript has 5 exons. Gene Ontology annotation, biological process: proteolysis; peptide catabolic process. Gene Ontology annotation, molecular function: peptide binding; metalloaminopeptidase activity; zinc ion binding. The coding region runs from base 102 to 2921 and encodes 939 amino acids.